Symbiodinium sp. CCMP2592 is the source of this 438-nucleotide messenger RNA. NCBI's taxonomy places the organism in Eukaryota, Dinophyceae, Suessiales, Symbiodiniaceae. The record is from the annotation of a GenBank genome assembly.
AUGGUGAGCAUCGGCACUUGCACGACGAUUACAUGGCAAGCUCGUGAGGUCGUGGUGCCCAACGAUUUGAUCGUCGAGAUUUCCGGUGUCAAGUACCUGAAGAUCCAGCCCUCGAACAGGGUUUGCAAAGAGGGCAGGGAGGAGGCAAUCCAGAACUUCUUGAAAAGCGAGGGCAAGGGAUCGGGGGCGGAAUCGAAGAAGAAAAAACAGAAAGUGCAGCCGAAUGUUGAAUAUGUGAUGGUGGACGGCAUUCAGAUCGGGGUUCAAGCCAAGCACAAGUCCACCAUGGAUUUGUUGAUCCUGUUGGAGUCAGAGAGCUUGGAAAUGGUUUUCGCCAAGAUCACUGAGGAUGCGGAUCCCGACGAGAGGCGGGUUUACCGGAGACGUAGAGCUGGACGGCAAUGUUCCUCUGAAGAGAAGGAGGAGGAUUCUCAUUGA